UUGCUUCUUUUUUUAAAGAUAUUUUCAGUUUGUGGUGCGCUAACAGGAAUUUCAUUCGCUUGGGGAAUUCAAACAUCUUUACGCCUUAUUCGAGCAAAAAAUAUUGAAGAUAUAGAUGCAAGAUUGAACAACGGUGUAGCACUUGCUAGACGUGCCUUAUUCCUCGCAACCGUUAUUUCAGUUUCUGGUUUUGGUUUAUUUAUUCUUGGAAUUUCGGCAUCACUUGAAGUUGAUACACCUCGCCAAUUUGGUGAUAAAAUGAAAAAUGCGUUCGGCGACAGAUUCAAAUUGAAAAAAACAACUGUCGAAAAACGAUAUCCAAGUACAAAUUUCGUAAAAGAACAUCCAACACAUUCUUCGGCGAUUUUGCUCAAAGAUCGUCGUCAUUGUCAACGAAGUUUACCAUCGACUCGUCGUGCUCUUUUUAUUAUCGCUCAUCCAGAUGACGAAUCAAUGUUUUUUGCUCCAACUAUUAUUGGUUUGCGUCAGUCGGGUUCAUCAGUGUAUUUACUCUGCAUAACAGUUGGUGAUCACGAUGGCUUAGGACAAAAAAGAAAGAUUGAAUUAUCCCAUGCAGUAAAUAUUCUUGGUAUAUCAGUUAAUAAUCUUAUGAUUAUGAAUUAUGAAUCGUUUCGUGAUGGUUUUGUAUCAUGGAAUCGGGAAAAACUGGCCGAUAUAAUUCUCCGACAUAUCCAAAUACUGGACGUGGAUACAGUUGUAACGUUCGAUGGACGAGGAGUUAGUUCACAUCCGAAUCAUAUUGCAUGCUUCAGAGCUGUUCAGUUGCUUUAUUCGAAUGGAUCUAUUCCAGCCGAUGCUCAAGUGUUUGUACUAGAGAGUGUUCCAGUAUGGAGAAAAUAUAUAAUAGCCUUGGAUGCAGCGAUUAGUUCAUUUCAUUCAACGUUCCUUUAUGUAUCAUCAUUUUCGGCAUAUAUUUGUACAUGGCGUGCAAUGUUGGCUCAUUCAUCACAGAUGGUGUGGUUCAGAUAUCUUUAUUUAAUAUUUAGCCGUUAUAUAUUAAUAAAUACAUUAAGAAGAAUUCAUUUACAGCAAAGAUAUUAUGUUUACAAAAAAAAAUUAUAA
Dracunculus medinensis (Guinea worm) is the source of this 1083-nucleotide messenger RNA. Lineage: Eukaryota; Metazoa; Nematoda; Chromadorea; Rhabditida; Dracunculidae. The record is from the annotation of a GenBank genome assembly.